ACAAUUCAUAGAAAAAAAAGACCUAAAAAUUUCUGUUAUUGAGAAGAAAAAAAAGCCAUUAAGCUAACCUAAAACAAAAAAAAGGGGGGACUGGACAGUCCACUUUGAGGAUACAAUAAAAAAAAGGAAAAAUCCUUCUGGUCAAAUUCGUGCGUGUUACAAAAGCAAUCUACAUGAUCACCCUCUCGUUCUCACUUAUAGUAAUUUAAGGCACCGUCCAUUUAAAAUCAGACAAGAACUAGUUUAGUCCAUAAAUGAAGGUAAAUCUUUGCAGUUUCAGUUCAAGCCGUUCAGGUCUGCAAUGAGCAUAAUUACUGUUACAGCUUCCCAGAAUGGCACUCAGGCUUUACAGCCGCGCGUUACGGGUGCACCCUGAGCAAAAUUCUUGCAAUCCCAGGUCCCCGAAAUUGUAACAAGAGCAAUGCUUCCAACCUCAGGUUUCUAGGAUUUGUAAUUGGACCACUCUCCCCUCGAUUCCCACCCAGCCCUGGGUGGAAGUGGUUAUUGCAGCGCCCACCACGCCGGUGGAAUGCGUUUGUGCUGAAUUUCCGAAGCAACACACUCAAGUUUACAGGAGGAACUCAGCAGGUCAGGCAGCAUCUGUGGAAAUGAAUGAAUGAACAGUCGGCAUUUCGGAUCGCGAUCCUUCUUCAGGACUGGAAAAGAAGGGGGAGAAGCUAGAAUAGGAAGGUGGGGGACGGGAAAGAGAACAAGCUGGGAGGUGAUAGGUGAAGUCGGGCGGGUGAGAUAUGAAGUGAGAAGCUGAGAGGUGUUAGGGUGGAAGGCUGCUGUGGUUCCGGUUUUUCUGUGGUGCCUUUUUUCCAGUCUAUAGUUUCCUAGCAGUACAAUGUUGGUGUAAUUGUUGUCCAUUAGAGUAGUUGUGUUACGUUUUGUAUUCAGAGUGGGGAUAUUGUUACUAGCAUGAGCAGACGGCCGACACGUUUUGGAUAAAAUUCUCUCUUCAGUGAACAUUGGGAAAGGAGCAGGGGCAUGCACCGAAACUUCCGACUGGGUUGGCUUGUUUUUUAACAUAACAUUUUCGCCCCGAAACAGAAUUUCGGCUUUCGGACUGCCUUCAGAGCCAAAUUGAAGGAUGCCCCCCAGAGCACAGAUUGUGCAACUUCAAACUGAGUUUUACGUACGCCAGUCAUUUGCAAACGUGCUCCGCAGAGUGUCCCGGGUUUACAACGGAGAGUCCCUUAUUGCAUCGGCGUGGGUAUCGGAACUGGAUCUCCAUCCCAGAUCUUCUCCCUACUCUCUCCGGGAUUUCCACCAUCGUGGGUGAAUUUUUGUAUUGUUUUUUAGGCGGCAGUCUGCCAGAAAAGCUGUUACCCGGCCGAGUUUCACUUUCGUUUCCGGAAUGUAAUGAAAAUAAUUUCGUUUCUAAAAACCCUGAAACCCAAGUUACGGUUGACUCACGGCGACUCGUCUCUUCAAAGCUCCGUUUUCAGUGACGCUCUGAACCUCGUCCCCCUUACUUCAUUUUAUCUCGGCUUUCAGAGCUGUGCUCUUCGCUGGAGUAUCAUUUAACUUAAAACCCGGACUCAAGAUGUCCAGAAAACGUAGUUUGAGGGAAAAACGUGAAGUCGGACUGCAGUUCAUAAGAUUUCUCCAGGAAAUAGGCCAACAACAAGUGACCGACAAAGCACAGCUUAAACAUAUUUACAAUUCUCAGUUCAAGGGCAGAGAUGGUGUUUUGAGUGUCAACUUCUCCAGUGUAAUUUAUUCUCUAGCGAAAUCAGGCAAGGCCCGAGUGAUUGAAAAUGAAAUUUCCUUUUUCUCUCAGAGGCGAAAAAUGGUAUAUGUUAACCAGUAUUGUCGUCCGCCCAACAACGCCAGCAACCUGGGAUCAGCACAGUCUCCGUCCAUACCCGCUGAUCGAGGGAAGAGGGGCCAUGCCAAAGAAAUCAUUCGUCAGCUGAAAAAAAACAGGAAUGUGAUGAUCCAGAAUAAAAAUGGCAUAAAGAUACAAUCAGACUUUGACGUUGGUGAAGGGAAAAUCCAAGUUUCCGUUAGUCCCAACCAGCGGCAUACUGUUGAAAUCGGUGUGGUGAACAAGGGCACACAAUCAAUGACCUUCUUAAGAUGCGAGCUGCUCCGUCGGUUCCAUGUGUUCACCUUGAGGGAUGAGAAGAAUGUGACCCGUUCCCAGUCUUUUCAGCUGGAAGCAGGAGCGACCUAUACAAUUGAAGUAGAUUGCUUAGUAAUUCACCAUGGCUAUUUCCCAAUAACGCUCGUCUUUCAAUUCCGAGAUGAGAGCUCAAAUACUUUCAACAUCAUUCGCUUCUUCUCGGCAAGAACAACCAGCAGUCUGAUUGAAGAAUUAAAGCCUACCGCACCCUACAGGCCGUAUCAGCUGUGCACUCGUUAUCCUACUGAAGAGAUUAUUGAAGAAGGAGAGAGGCCGGAGUGUGUCUUCAACAAUCAACUGGAGCAUACCAUUCCUCUUGAACAGUAUAAAUACACCAAAAGCACUUUGAAAGCAGUAAAAAGUGGUCUGAAGGGUAACCAAAAUCUCAGUCCUGAUGUGAAUAGGGAGAUGCAAAGGAUUCAUUCUUUACUGGCCUCAGAACUGGAGUUCGAAGAAUAUGAUGAGAGAUUUGCACUUUUGCUCCACUUGGAGGAAAUUCAGAUGGAAGUUGACAUUACCAGGUACAAUAUGGAGAAUGUUACCAUGACGCAGGAAAGAAGACUUCUUGUUCUCAAGGUCCCUGGUGUUGCUGAAAAUAGACCCUCUGUGCUCAGAGGAGAUCAUCUACUGGUGUCAAGGAGUGACAGUCGAAAACAACCAAUCACUCGCUACAAGGGCUACGUACACGGAGUAGAACUGGAGAGGGUUAAGAUGGGGUUUUCCCAGAAGCUUUUGAAUGAUUUUAUAGACAACAUGAGGUUCGAUGUCAUGUUCACAUUUAACCGAUUUCCAAUACGAAUGCAACACCGGGCAGUGUACUUAGCGAAGUCCAAUGACCUAAGGAAUGUGCUCUUUCCAACUUUCUCUAAUAAUAGAUGUAUCCAUCCUCUGGAAGGAAGGUUGAGCUUUUAUGACCGGUCCCUUGAGGGAAAUCCCGAACAAGCCAAAGCUGUCAGUUGCAUCGUUGCUGGGAUCUCCAGACCUGCUCCGUACUUGAUAUUUGGUCCACCAGGAACUGGGAAAACCGUCACUGUUGUGGAAGCUAUAAAACAGGUGCUAAAGUGUAUACCAACAGCCCAUAUCCUAGCUUGUGCACCAUCUAACAGUGCCACUGACCUGCUCUGCCAACGAAUCAGGAAGUCUAUUGAGAAAAGAUAUAUUUACCGCCUCAAUGCUAACAGUCGGAACUGGGAUUCCGUCCCCUCAGAUGUGAAGGAGUGCUCCAACUGGAAUGAAUCUACCAGGAGUUAUGAGUUCCCACCCAAAGAAACUCUAAAGCAAUAUCGAGUCAUUGUCAGCACUUUGAUAACUGCUGGAAGACUAGCUUCUGCAAAUUUUCCACCUGGCCAUUUCUCUCAUGUGUUCAUUGAUGAGGCUGGACAAGCUGUUGAACCUGAAUGUAUCAUUGCAAUUGCAGGAUUGCUAGAUCCAAUGGAUUUGGACAACAACAAAGACGGUGGACAGUUGGUUCUGGUUGGGGACCCAAAGCAGCUGGGACCUGUACUGAGAUCUCCCAUCGCCAUCAAGCACGGACUAGAAUUGUCUUUGCUGGAGCGGCUGAUGAAUGGGAAUGCUCUUUACCAGAAGGAUCCAGACAGUGGAUCUUACAACCAAACUUAUGUAACAAAGCUUCUUCGCAAUUACAGGUCCCAUCGUGAGAUUCUCAAGAUUCCUAAUGAAUUGUUCUAUGACGAAGAGCUUCAGAAUCAUGCUGAUCCGAUAAUCAGCAGCUCGUACUGCCACUGGGAACACUUGCCAAAGCAGGAUUUCCCCAUAAUUUUCCAUGGAGUCCUUGGACAAGAUGAGAGAGAAGAGAAAAGCCCAUCCUUCUUCAAUGUUGAGGAGAUUGAUCAAGUGCUGUUCUACCUCAAAAGCCUUCUGACCAACCAGGGAAAGAAAGGUCAUGCCAAGAUUUCGCCUAAAGAAAUUGGAGUGAUUACGCCUUACAGGAAACAGGUGGAAAAGAUCAGAAAAGCAAUAAAUGUAGUGGACAGAGAGCUGAAGGCAAUGAAUGACAUCACGGAGUUGAAGGUAGGAUCAGUGGAGGAGUUCCAGGGACAAGAACGAAAGGUAAUCAUCAUCUCCACUGUCCGAAGCUGCUCAAACUACCUACAGAUGGAUGAAGAUUUCAAUCUAGGAUUCCUCAAAAACCCAAAGCGAUUUAAUGUUGCACUGACCAGAGCAAAGGCGCUGUUGAUAGUGAUUGGAAAUCCUAUAAUCCUAACCAAGGACCCAAACUGGAAGAGGUUCCUAGAUCACUGCAAGUUCAAUCAAGGUUACACUGGCUACAGAGAUGAAGAUGAUGAUAUUGAAAAUGACCUCAUUGAUCAGCUUGACCAGCUCAACCUUGGCACCGAAUCAACAGGAAAUCCUAAUGAUAUCAGCAUUGCCGAACAAUUUGCGCAGCCAGAAUGGAGGAGUGAAGUUUAAUUGACACUGGACAAGAUAUGAUAGUAUCCUGACACCUGGAUGAAUAUAAUCUAAUUCUUAAUUGAAUCUGAACCAAAAAUAAUAAAUUUCAUACCCGUGCACUUUCAGUUUUCUACCAAUGAGUUGUGUAGUUCUAUGCUACUGCAGUUCUCCAAUAUUUUUCUAUAUCUGCAUGAGGAUUGAAUUGAACUUUUGUAAUUUUGAGUCUUAUGCAAUUGAAGUUCAUGCUUUUUAUAAAUUUUGAGCAGUUUUACACAGACCAGAAGGAUCAUUUUUAUUUGAACUUUAAUUUGACCAGGCAAGAGGUUAAAAGGAUCUAGAAGUCAGGGUCAUUGUGCUGCAACCAGAGGACUGUAUUCCUAUCUGAAACUUGUCACAGGAAAGGGCUGGAUUGAAGUUAACUGAGGACAUGCAGUCUGAAUUGAAGAAGGUGUCUGCCCUCUUGGUGUAUUUAAAUAAACAAAGGAUUCCACUGAGACUUUUUAAAAGCAUGUUAACCUUUGCCAAGUCUUUAAUGCUUUUUAAUAGACUAAUUAUAGCAGUGACUGUUAAACAGGAAAAUUUACCUAAAGCCUGAAUUUGACUACCUGUGUAUUGUUCAAGAUAGAUCUGUUAUGCGGAUCUUGCUUUUUUUCUGAAAACGUGCAGGCAAGAUUUUUGGGAGUGGGGACAUUUACUCGAAGUACUAAAUAGUCACUUUAACUGUUAGUUUGCGUAAUCAGAUUUAAGCAAUCAACCUCAAAGUGCAAAGCAAGCUAAUGUGCUGAAAAAAAUAACAAGGCUCAAUUCUAAUUGCAGAAAAGUUGCAUUGCAGAUGCUUUCUGCCACCCUUUCCAAUCCUUUAUUUCUGCAUUUUGGCUUUGAAAGCUUACCUGGCAGCUCUACUAAAUUAUGGUAGCAAAUAUUCUCAAUAGCUCGUUAGAAGCAAGUUUUCUAAAUGUUACCUCAAUCACUGAAAUCAACUAGACACAAUAUUUUAAAGUUUCAGAUCAUACUUUGUAUAAUUUGAGUCUGUGUAACAGAAUGGAACAGGAAAGCAGAUUGCCAACUUAUUUUAACCUACUCUGACCCUUCCCUCCUACAUAACCCACUAUUUUUCUUAAAUCUACAUGCCUAUUUAAAUACUUUCUUAAAUGUCCCUAUACAAGUGUUCCAGGUCCUUACCACUGUCUAUAAAACUACCUCUGAUAUCUCCCCUAUAUUUUUCCCUUAAAUGACAAUCUCUGGUAUUGGCCAUUGCUGCCCUGGGGAAGAGAAUGUGCUGCUAUCUACUGUAUCAAAUCACCUCUCAUCCUCCACUCCGGAGAGAAAAGCCCUAGCUUACUCAACCUUUCCCUCAAAGAAUGAAUUAAUAACAGGCUGCAUUGUUUACAAUUGGCAUCAUUUCAAAAUGCCUUGCUAGAAUUCCCUCUUGUCUAUCACUGUGCAUGAUAUUUUGGUUACAGUCUUAAAUGCACAAAUUGUGUUAAAGCUGAUUAGCAUUUAUACUGGAAUAGUUAAUGCCUUUGUAAAUUCAUACUCAGCCUACAUUUCUGAUCCAAAUAAAACACAAUGUUCCCAUCA
Hypanus sabinus (Atlantic stingray) is the source of this 6124-nucleotide messenger RNA. RefSeq names its product putative helicase MOV-10. Bases 1550 to 4561 code for a protein of 1003 amino acids. NCBI's taxonomy places the organism in Eukaryota, Metazoa, Chordata, Chondrichthyes, Myliobatiformes, Dasyatidae. The transcript has 22 exons. The record is from RefSeq and is a predicted model, not a curated record. Gene Ontology annotation, molecular function: 5'-3' RNA helicase activity; RNA binding; ATP hydrolysis activity.